UGUUUCAAUUAAACAGUUGUUUCUGAAACAUUGCGGUGUUUAAACGUUAAUUUAAAUAAAAAAGAAAUUUGGUGAUUUAAAAUAUAAAAAUUCUAAACAAAAUGAAAUUCACUAUUGUAAUCUGUGUUUUGUGCUCUUUGAUCGCUGUCAAUGAGGCCGCCAUUGCUAUGGCCAGAUUUAAUAAUCCAACUUAUCCCGGUAAAUGUACCAUUGAUGAAAACACUAUCUUGUCACCUGGCCAAAAGGGAAAAGCACCCAAUAAUCCCUGUGCUGGUAUAACCUGUAUGGAGAAUGGUUAUGCAGAAUUUAGAACUUGUCCCGCUGUGGCACCACCAAAGGGCUGUAAAUUACGUGACUUUGUUAAUACCAAUCGUCAUUAUCCCGAAUGCUGUGAGCGUAAAUAUGAUUGUACUAAAUUGAUUUAAAAAGCUAAACAGCUGAUGCUUAACAUUAACAACAUCAUAAAGCCUGACAUCAUGACGUACACAACUCAUCUCAUUUUAUUUUAAACAACUACAACAACAAGAAAACAAAAUGUCUUAAAACUUUAAAAGCUGAAAGAAAGGUGUGUCUAGCUUGGCUUGUGCCUUGGUCACGUUAAAAGAAAGAUUGUAAAAAAGCGAGAAGAAACAAUAAUAACUCACAUAUCAUUUUUAAUAAGUAGGAAGCUGUUUAAAGUUUUUUUGUUUAAUAUUUAAAUUGUUUUAUAAGUUUAAGUUUAAUGAAUUUUUAUUAUUUAUAUUUAUUAAAAGUAAACAAAGAAAAUAUAAUAAAAUUUAAGAAAAAAACACUAAA
This is a messenger RNA of Lucilia cuprina (Australian sheep blowfly), 795 nucleotides long. RefSeq lists its product as uncharacterized. The coding region runs from base 102 to 425 and encodes 107 amino acids. NCBI's taxonomy places the organism in Eukaryota, Metazoa, Arthropoda, Insecta, Diptera, Calliphoridae. The transcript has 3 exons. The record is from RefSeq and is a predicted model, not a curated record.